GAAGAAGGCGAAAUGUUGACAAAACGCGAGCUUUUCAGGGUCCUAGUUAGUUAGUCGUUCGCGUCACGUAUCGCGGAACCAGUCAUGUGACGCUGUUCGGAUCUUAAUUUCGACCCCCUCCUUACGGUCAUUAGCCCUCUCAUCCAUUGUCAGAAGGAUUGCACCACGCUGUCCUCAAUUUCGCAAAAUGCAAAAGAGAGGGGGCGAGUGUAAUUCGGCCCAAAAUUGCCGUCUUGUAACCAGCUCCGUUAAUUUCGGUAGCCGGUCACGUGACGUUGUCGUUUUAGGAUCGUUAACGGUGCUGCGGGGGCCACGGAUACGCCCUAGAGAAUCGAAAAACGCUUCCGUGUCGUUUGGCAUUGAAGUGUUCCUGCCUUUUGUGGCGAGAGAAAUGCUGGCUUUGUUUGUAAAUCAAGGAGAAUUAUUUUCUGUUCGCGAUCACGUGAUCCGUAGGUGUAGACGUUCGCUUGGGUUUAUCAGUUUCACUUGCAUCAAUACUUCCUCGAACUUCCAGAAUGAGUCGAGUUACCGAAUGUGGUUCUUUUCGAUCUACGCGUAAUCGUGUGACAUCUUAGAAAAGUGUAUCUUAUCACGUGAACGGAUGUCUUGAUUCCGUCACGUGACUUCCGUCCAAUCGAGAAGAAUAGAAGGACGUACGACACUUUCUCCUCGUCUGUUUGCAAGCAGCCAGUCAUGCAGGUGGAGGCGAGUAGGGAACAGCCUCGACUAGAUAAUUUGGCGUUGGUGUCCACGUUCCCAGCGGAUUACCUCCCCUACGCUAACAGAAGCAAGAGACCCGAGACUCCUAGCUGCACUUGCUACUGGAAAUACAAGAGGAAGGCUCUAUGGCUAUGCAAGUGUUGUACCCCUUCUUCCGCAGCAACCGUAGUAGCCAUUGUCUUCACAGCUUUGGCAUUCUUGACCGCUUUGGGCAUUUCUGUAUAUUUUGGAGUGCUUACCACUCUUUAUACUUCUCCAGUGUUUCAUAUAUUUGGAGAAAUGUGGGUGAGCGCGGGUGAGCAAUUCGAAACUUCUUUGUUAGAUGCUAGUUCUGAGAGGUUUGCUCUUAAGGCUUUAAACUAUGAGAGCAGGUUGAGGAGCACUUUCCUCAGGAGUAUGUUUCAACACGUCUUGCAUGACGUCAAAGUAUAUGCAUUCAGGGAGCCGAAUCUUGUAGUGUUCUUCAGAUUACACCUGGACAGAAGAAAAGCAUCAGAGUUGCAAGGUAUCACGCAUCUGGCAAGAACAGUGCUUUUGCAAGAGAUCCAAAACGGUGAUGUGUUCCAAGAUCUCGUCAUCCCACCCGAAUCUAUAAUUUUUACAGAGCUUGCUUGCCCUGGAAGUUGCGUGACCACCACAACAUCACUUCCGGAAAGUAAUGUGACAGAGAACAUUACCUCACUUCCGGAUAUGUUAAGUAACUCUAGUGCCAAAGAGGAAGGAGAGACUUCUGUAGGGCUAGCCAAAGUGUUACCUUCUUCCCUUCUUCCGUCCGAGGGUGAGCAGAAUGAGAACUUCUUGGGAUAUCAACCCCAAAACGAUAGCGGCCUUUUACGCGAAGGGCUCGAUCUAGACAAAACUCGCAACGAUCUCUCAGAGUGUUCGGAAAGCGAUUUCCACUGUACUAACGACGAGUGCGUUCCUUCUCAAACACGUUGCGAUCGACGCCUGGACUGUACAGAUCAGUCAGACGAAAGAAACUGCAGUUGUACAGAGGCUCUCAGGGCCCUUCGACAAGAUAAGAAAAUAUGCGACGGUUUUUACGAUUGUUGGGACUACAGCGACGAGUUAUCGUGUCCUUGGUGCUCGGGCCCUAUUUUGUGCCCAGGAUCAAAAAAAUGCAUACAGAAAAGUGAAAUGUGUGAUGGUGUCCAGGAUUGCCCUUCUGGCUUCGAUGAGGUCUCGUGUAUGAAGCUAGCGAAGAGUGACGAUGAUGUGGAAAGCCAUAUUUAUUCAAAAGAGGGAUAUUUGAUGAUACAGAGACGAGGAGAGUGGAAAAAGUUGUGCUUGGACGAUAAUGACGUCAUCGAGAGGGGGAAAUUCGAUGUGGAGAGAUUGGGCAACACCAUCUGCUCGGCUCUCACUUACAAGAAUUUAGAGUCGAUAGUGGUCUUACCUUCCAAAUUUCGCGAGAAUCUCUACUACGAUUUGAUUCCACCCACGAAAAAGUCUUCCGUUAAUUUCCGUCCUUCCGGAUGUAAAGAUGGGAAAGUGGUCCGGAUCAAGUGCAGAAAUUUGGAAUGCGGGAUCAAAUCGGCAUCCGAAUCAUCCACUAAGAGAAUCGUAGGAGGAAACAGCGUGACUAGAGGCACCUGGCCUUGGCAGGCGGCCCUCUACAGAGAAGGCCAAUUUCAGUGUGGUGGGGUGCUCAUAUCAGAUUCGUGGCUCUUAUCUGCUGGCCAUUGUUUCUAUCAUACUCGAUCCUCUCACUGGAAGGCCCGCCUGGGUUUGCUCCGUAGAGGCAACGAAAUCCCAACCCCGUACGAAGAGGUGAGACGCGUAACAUACGCCGCUCUUCAUCCGGAAUACGUGGAUAAGGGCUUCAUCAAUGAUAUAGCGCUGUUGAAGCUCGACCAACCCACGUCUUUCAGUGAUCACAUACGUCCCAUAUGUCUACCCACACCUAGCGAACAUAUAUCAAAUUGGGAAGGAAAAACUUGCACGGUUAUAGGAUGGGGCAAACUGAUGGAAGAAGGACACGCCUUCCCGGACACACUUCAGGAAGUCGAACUUCCGGUCAUUUCGUCCGAAGAAUGUAGGAGGAGGACAGUUUUCCUGCCGAUCUACCAGAUAACCGAUAACAUGUUCUGCGCAGGAUACGAGAACGGAGGUCGCGACGCCUGUUUGGGUGAUUCUGGAGGGCCCAUGAUGUGUCAGAAGGCUGAUGGUCAUUGGGUUUUGAUGGGAAUCACCAGCAAUGGAGAUGGUUGUGCCAGAGCCGGUCGACCUGGUGUGUAUACCAAAGUAACCAAUUAUAUUAGCUGGAUUCGUUCUGUUCUGGCCAGUGAAGUAUUAGAAGAGAUAAAAACUAACUGCUCCAGUACGAGAUGUAGAUUGGGUCGCUGUCUUCCUCAGGAAAAUGUGUGUGAUGGUGUAUUUGACUGCUGGGACGGAGACGACGAAAGAGGAUGCUGAUCUUUCAAAGAAAUACUCAUUCGGAAUUAUAAUUGUUGCAUUUACACGGUCAUAAAACAUUGUUUGCACUCUAUCUUAAUUAUACAGUAAUUUAAUUACAGAUUUUAAUAAUUAAAUUAUAU
Molecule: messenger RNA, 3257 nt
Organism: Centruroides sculpturatus (bark scorpion)
Lineage: Eukaryota; Metazoa; Arthropoda; Arachnida; Scorpiones; Buthidae
Product: serine protease nudel-like
Exons: 19
Coding region: 694-3135 (813 amino acids)
Biological process (GO): acrosome reaction; proteolysis
Molecular function (GO): serine-type endopeptidase activity; protein binding
Source: RefSeq, a predicted model, not a curated record